AUGCCUACUGUAAUCAUUAUUGGGGCUGGAAUAGGCGGGUUAUUGUUUGCUCAAGGACUUUUAAAAAAUCACAGUGAAAAUAAAAUGAACUUUAAUGUUAAAAUAUUCGAGAGGGAUGCAAGACCGGAAGCUCGUUUGCAAGGAUAUCAUAUUUCAGCAAAACCAUUUGGUGUAAAAUCACUUAUAAAUUGUCUUCCAACAGAAUUAUCCGAUCGGUUAAAUGAAAUCCUUCCUGACCCGAUUACAGGUGAAGAUAACGAUCUCUCGAUCGUGGAUGAAUUCGGAGAAUUGUUGACUUCAUUUCCUUCUAAAAAAUUUAAUAAUUUGCGUGAAUUUUCCGAGAUAAAUCAUGACAACACGGUGUUGAUAACUUUUAGGGAUAAAAUAAGAGAAUUUUUGUUGCAAGAUUUAGAUGUACAAUGGAAUAAAAAAUUUGUUAGAUAUGAGAUAGACGAAAAUGGUGUUUGGGCUUAUUUUGAUGACGGUACAAAAGAGUUCGGUGAUAUUUUGGUUGGAUCUGAUGGAAUUAAUUCACUUGUUCGUAAACAGAAAUUACCAGACUUGGAGGUAAAAAAUUUGGGAGUAUCAUGUGUAGUCUUUGACAUUGCACCAAGUAAAAAUCUUGUCGAAAGAUUUUCAAAAAGUUCUUAUAGCGUAUUUAAAAUAUCAUUGGGAGAUUGUGGAGAUUGUUUGGCUUCAUUCUUUAGACUCAUCCCAGUCGAAACAAAAGAUUCACAAGAUGAUGAUAUUCACUACAGAUUUACAUUCUCGUAUACUUAUCCAUCAUCAUUUGAUGAUUACGAUAGUGAUGAUUAUGCUAGUUUUAACAAAGAAAAUAAUCAACCCGGAAAAGUAAUCAGUUGGGUAAAAAAAAUGAUUAACGAGAAACGAGAAAAUUCGGAAUUUGGUGAUGUCGUGAAAGAAAUGUUAGAUAUAAUUCCGGAAGAUCUACCAUCUAAAAGUGGAUCUGUAGGUAAAAAUUAUCCAUUUGAAAAUUAUCGUCCAAAUAAAUUUCCAUUGAGAGAUCUUGAUCCAAAAUCUAUAGAAAGAUGGCCAGUUGAUCGUGUUACAUUAAUAGGUGAUGCUAUACAUGCAAUGAAUCUUGUUCUCGGCUUGGGCAUGAAUCAUGCAAUGAGAGACGCAGAUAAAUUGUCACAAUCUUUAUUAGAUUGGGAUGAAAAGGGUUGGGAGGAAUGUAUAAAAAAUUAUGAGGAUGAAAUGAUCAAUCGAUCUUCACCCGAUGUGUUGAAUUCGAGAAAGGCUUGUCAACGAUUACAUGUUGCUUGUCGUAAUAAAUUUGACGUUAUAUUUAGAAAUUGGUCAAUGAAAUUUAUUGGAUUUUGUUUAAAUAUUUAUAUGAAAAUAUUUGGUUAA
Molecule: messenger RNA, 1374 nt
Organism: Entrophospora candida
Lineage: Eukaryota; Fungi; Glomeromycota; Glomeromycetes; Entrophosporales; Entrophosporaceae
Source: the annotation of a GenBank genome assembly